Messenger RNA from Vicia villosa (hairy vetch), 1965 nucleotides. RefSeq lists its product as uncharacterized. The transcript is spliced from 4 exons. NCBI's taxonomy places the organism in Eukaryota, Viridiplantae, Streptophyta, Magnoliopsida, Fabales, Fabaceae. Gene Ontology annotation, biological process: proteolysis. The coding region runs from base 1 to 1965 and encodes 654 amino acids. The record is from RefSeq and is a predicted model, not a curated record. Gene Ontology annotation, molecular function: aspartic-type endopeptidase activity.
AUGACUCAAAUGUUGAGUUUCAUGAAGGACAUUAAGGAUGAGCAUGAAAGGGCUAGGGAAGCUCGGAAUCGGUAUGAGGAAAUGCCAAACGAUGGCAAUCCACUGUUAGGAUAUGUUCGAGGCUUUGACCCUCAUAAGUCAAACGCCCACUCAUCAAAGAGGGUUACCAAAACCCAUGAAGAGGGAGAAGCCUCCCAUGAAGGAUUUAUUCCCGCCACUCAGAAAGAGGGGGCGCCUCGCACUGUUCGCAUCCCUGCUAGCAAUCCACCCAAGGAUGAGGAUUAUGUGGAUUUACAAUAUGGGGAAGUGGACGAACCAAAUCAGGAGUCCCAACAUAAGCAAACUCAAGCUGAUUCUGAGGAAAGUGCUAGAAAUAGUGGACAAAUCAAGGCGCUGGAAGAAAGGAAGAUGGCUGCUUACGCCAAUGAUCAAAAGCUAAUGAUGCAUUUCUUCCAAGACAGCCUGAGUGGGGCAUCUGUUGAAUGGCCUAUGCCACCUCCGAUUCCCGGAAAAGCUACACCCAAUUUCAAAGCUAAUGAAAGGUGUGAAUUUCACGCCAAUUCUCCUGGACAUACAUUGGAAAAGUGUUGGGCUUUUAGGCACAAGGUUCAGGACCUAAUAGAGUCAGGGGCAAUUGCUUUUGACAAACCUAAUGUAAAGACGAACCCCAUGCCUCGCCAUGAUGGCACAGUCAAUGCAAUAGAGGUAGUCACAGAGCAGGAGUUAGUUCAACAACGGAGUUCCCCCAUAGACGCCCUUAAGAGGUAUCUACUCGCAAGAGGGUUCAUCCUAGAACAUAACGAGGCUUUCAAGAAAACCUUGCAAAGGCUGGUGGAUCAAGGGGUAAUCCAAUUUGAGGAACAUCCCGAAGAGGAAUAUGUGGCCAUGAUGGACAGGAAUGAACCAUUGAUGAUACCUAGGCAAGGGGCAAGGAAGACAUUGAUCAUCCCUUGCGCCAAAGCGCCAGUGUUGAUACCCACACAAGUACACACUAGGAUCAUCCCAGUCAGAGAUCCGUACCCUAUGGACAAAAUGAAAGCAGUCCCUUGGGAAUAUGAGUCUAAUACUAGUACCGAUGUGACAAACAUCGCUGGGCCUGGGGGCAUGACUCGUAGUGGUCGCAUAUUCAAUACGGAAAAAUCAAAGGAGAACUUAGCACAGGCAAGUGAUCAAGCUACCGUGGUCCCGACUGAGAAAAACACAUCCAAAGACAAAGAAACCACUAACAAAGAUGCUGAAGAGUUCUUGGCGUUGAUUAAGAAAAGUGAUUAUAAGGUAGUGGACCAGUUGCACCAAACUCCAUCCAGGAUAUCACUCCUCUCGCUCUUUAGUGACCAUGAGCUACCCCCACAAGGGAAAGAGCAUAACAAAGCCUUGCAUAUAUUCAUACAAUGCGGGAAAGCCCAUCUAUCUAGGGUUCUGAUUGACACAGGUUCGUCAUUAAAUGUGAUGCCAAAAUCCACCUUGGACAAGAUAGACUUGGAAGGACUAGUAAUAAGACCAAGCCGUCUGGUGGUCAAAGCCUUCGAUGGGUCGCAAAGCCCGGUGUUUGGAGAGGUGGACCUCCCUGUGGUAAUAGGCCCCCACACUUUCUGCAUCAAUGUCCAAGUAAUGGAGAUUGAACCUGCAUAUACCUGCUUAUUGGGACGUCCUUGGAUUCAUGCUGCUGGGGCAAUUACCUCCACUCUGCAUCAAAAAGUAAAAUUUGUGGAUGGAAACUCUAUAGUAACUGUCAAUGGGGAGGAGGACAUAUUUGUCAGUAAUCUGGACUCGUAUCGAUACAUUGAGGCUGGAGAAAAAGCAUUAGAGACUUCGUUCCAAGCACUAAAGAUCGCAACUGCUGUCACGCUACCAAUUGAGAAAACGCGAAGGGCGGUAACAUCUUGGAGAGACCUGCAAGACACAAAGAUGGAAGGCGGGGCAAAGUUCCAGAAGUGCAAGAGAAAAGAGAUCGUCUGGGGUUAG